AUGGGCAGUGCCACUCCACUAGUGCGCAGCCGCAGCCUGCUCUGCCUCUGUCUGCUGCUACUCAUGUCAACACUGUGUGAUGCUGUGUCCGUGACCGCAGGAACCUCUGGCCGCAGCCACAGCCACAGUCGCCGACGCUCUGGCGGAGUUGGAGCUCAGACGCUGGAGGAGCAAUCAGACUCUGUGCCGGACCAGCUGGCACUUGCAGGACGCACCCACACCAGACGCGGCUCCAGCCAUACAGUGCACCACAGCAGAUCCAAAGAGGCGAACAACAAAGAUUAUGCCUACGGGCAGGUGGAACUGAAUCUGGUGCGACCCGAUUCUGAGGCUUUGUAUCCCAGCAGUCUGAGCACGACCUCAGCUUCAGACACAAUCACGCUGGAGGAUUCGCAGAGUGCCGCCGAGUAUGUGGCAAAUGCCAUUAAGUUGGCCUACAAGCAGCCACAGAUACAGAUGCAGCAGCCACAGAUACAAAUGCAGCAGCCACAGCUACAAUCGCAAGCACAGGCAGCACCAAAGGAGCCACAGGCCACAUCCGAGCAGCCGCAACGGGAUGAGGAACGGGAGCGACAGCUCCUGGAGUUGCACAUGCAAAAGGAGCUGCAGGCGCAGCAGCAGGCGCAGCAAGCGCCCGCACCCGUGUACGAGAAGGAGCCGGUGACACGCAGCUAUGAGCUCUACGAACAGGCAGAACCCUCGACACAGUCCCAAGCUCAAGCCCAGUCGGGGGAGAUCGAGCGGCAGUAUCGGACAAAGUACUACAAUUAUGUGCCGUAUCCGGCAACGCAGCUGUACCGCAAUCUGGAGGCUGAGGCCGAGGAGAAGGUGCGCGUGUCCGCCUCCACGGAGAUACCCAAGUCGGAGAUCAUGAAGCAGAUCGAGAAGUCGGUAAUUAAGUACAUGAAGGAGCUGGAGGCGGAGGGCAAGAUCCUAAGCACGCCACAGGAGCAGUCGAUGCCGCCGCCGCUGAUUAAAACCUACUACAAGCCGGCUUCUGCCUCGAUUUCUGUGUCCUCGACAUCUCCAUCCUCCGCGACAGUGGGCUCUGCCACAGCGUUAUCCUCGCUGUCCGAUGAGAAGCGUUACAGCAGCAGCACGGUGAGACCAAAGUACACAGCAGCGCCGGGCCAGGGUCGCCAGCAGCAGUCGUCAUCGUCAUUGUCCUCAUCGUCGUCGUCGUCGUCCUAUCACCACCAUCAUCCCAGUGGCCAUCAUCAUCAGCCGCAACAGCAGCAGCACCAGGGCAAGUUGCAUCCUCUAUCCCACGCACAGGCAAAGCCCGCACAAGUGCAGCACUUCCAGUCAGAGACGGAGACCGCCUAUCAAGCGCCCGACCUGCCCAUGGACGAGCUCAGUCCGAAUGUCGAGUUCAUCUACAAGAUCAAGACGCGUGCCCCGCUGCAGACGGCCACCGUGAAGACGGUCUCCAAGCCCUACACACUGCCCCUGAAGAACACGGAGCACUUUGAUCAUGGCGCUGCCCUCAAAAACAUCGAAGAGUUUGAUCUGUCCCAUGUGGUCGCUGGAUCAGAGCGGGAACGGGAGAGGGAACGGGAACGGGACCGUGAUCGGGAGACGGGAGAAGAGCUGCUGCAUCACCACCAGCAGCAGCAGCAGCACCAGCACCAGCACCAGCACACGCGGGCAACCAAUGGGAAGCCACACAAGCUGUACUUCAACUCGGAGAUCUAUCACGACAUCAACUCGCUGCCUUUCAAGGGCGGCGACAAGGGACGACACGAUCCGGAGGCGGAGCGGGUCAUCCAGGAGUACCGGCACAAGCUGAAGGCAGCCACCGGGGAUCUCCAUCCGGACUACAAGGGCUACACGGGCUACUUUGCCGAGCCGGAUCCAGACUCGGAGCGCGAGGAGCGAGAGCAGGCGAAGCUGCAGCUGCAGCUGCAACUGCAAUUGCAGUCCCAGGAAGAUGGUUAUCCCAUAGUCAAUCCCUAUCCCUAUCUGCUGAAGAAGGAGCCGCUGGGCGCCUCCAAGUACGAGGAUGAGCACGAAUCCUGGGCGGAGCAGCCGCUCCGUCUGGUCCACACACACGGCCACCCACUCGGCCACAGCCAGAGCCACGCCCACGCUCAUGCCCAUGCCCAUGGCCAUGCCAAGAGCCAGCACAAAGGGCAGCAGGGCCAAAGUCAGGGUCAAGGUGGUGGGAUCAACAGCAGCCUGGAGUACGACAGCUACAGCCCCCGGUUCAAUAAUAAUCCCGAGGGUUACGGCUACCAGCACACGUACAAGGGCUCCUCUGGCGGUGGCGGAGGCGGGUCAGUGCCAGCCGGAGGUGGGGGCAAGCGUGGCAAGCGAGGCGGCAGCGGUGGCAACCUUCAACCGAAUCCGGGCAAGAAGCAGCUGCGAACGGGAGGCGCCGCCAGUGCGGGUGGCGAUCUGGAGGCCAGCCUCGCCCUGAGGCCACCACCCAAGAAGUAAUUCUACCCCCAAGCCACCUA
Molecule: messenger RNA, 2459 nt
Organism: Drosophila subobscura
Lineage: Eukaryota; Metazoa; Arthropoda; Insecta; Diptera; Drosophilidae
Product: chromatin modification-related protein eaf-1
Exons: 5
Coding region: 1-2439 (812 amino acids)
Cellular component (GO): chloroplast
Source: RefSeq, a predicted model, not a curated record